Messenger RNA from Macroventuria anomochaeta, 1281 nucleotides. RefSeq names its product mRNA triphosphatase CET1. The coding region runs from base 1 to 1281 and encodes 426 amino acids. Lineage: Eukaryota; Fungi; Ascomycota; Dothideomycetes; Pleosporales; Didymellaceae. Gene Ontology annotation, molecular function: polynucleotide 5'-phosphatase activity. The record is from RefSeq and is a predicted model, not a curated record. Gene Ontology annotation, biological process: polynucleotide 5' dephosphorylation; 7-methylguanosine mRNA capping. Gene Ontology annotation, cellular component: mRNA capping enzyme complex. The transcript has a single exon.
AUGGAUUUAUCCGCAAUAGUGAACCAAGAUGAGGGGCUGGUGCUACCACGCCGGUCCAGUUCCAAUGCACACUCGAUAGCCCAACCGAGUCCUGUAUCCGCAUCCUCGAAGCUACCAACGCCGACUUCCAGAGCAAUGCCGCUGAAGCGCAAGCGACACGAACCCAAACCGAUAUGGGCCUACCGAGAGGCCGAGGAGCUUCCCGAGGAGCUUCAGCGAUUACAAGAACAACAGCGCCAGCAAGCCCGACCUCCUCCGCCGCCUGUACAGCCUCAGGCGCAGCACCAGGCUCCAGCUAUGGCGCAACGCAAUGGACCACCGCCUACAGCCUCUGCUGCCGCACCGAACGCUGUUCACGAGCUCGCUGGGUACGAACGACCUGUCUCGAACGAUGCGCACGUCUACGAUGACGUUUCGCGCAAAGUGUGCGACUUCAUCUGGACCACCGCCGUGAACAACGAGAUCGUGCGCAAGGCUAUUUCGGAGUCACCAAACACACAACUAGAAGUCGAAGCGCGUUGGGGUCAAAUCAUCGACAAGCAUAGGGGUGUUAAUGGGGAGCGUCUGCAUGGCUUUCACGACACGGAAUGCGUGCUUCGGAGGAGUGACAAUCUGGACGUCAAGUUCGAGAGUACGAUGACGAUGGAGCAGCACAAGCGCAUGAACAUGUAUCUCAACGGCCAGGUUCAGCGAUCGGCACCCGCGUCGGGCAACAAACGACCGGAAGUCAAGUACGCGCACACUAAGGAAAUCGAUCAGUUCUAUGAGCUCGGCCAGGCAGGGUUCGACAAUCUACCUCCCACAGUGCGAAUGAUGAUUGCACAAUCAGGCAAGAAGGAGAGAGUCCGCGUGUCGAAAGAUGCAAAGACGGGCACUGUCCUCCGCAAGAUCAUCAAGCUGCGCGUCGCCAACCUCGAGAUCAGCUCCCCUCAGACCGAGUGGGAUUACCGUAUCGGCAUCAACCUCGAAAUCAACUACCCUGGAGCGAUCGAGGAAUUGGAACCCAGCAUCGAGAGUGGGAAGACCCUGCGGGACAUGCAGCGCCAGAAGGACCGCAUGUCGUACUCGUGGCUCGGCGCAUAUCAGGUGGAUCUGACGCAGGUGGUGCAAGGGCCGAGCAAGAACCACGAGCUCGAGCUGGAACUCGACUCGCCGGUGUUGCUGAACGAAGCAGACAAGGUGCGGAGGAAGGAGGUCAACAGCUUUGAGCCCUUGAUCAACGGCAUGCUGAACAACCUCCGGGUUCUGUCGCGAGAAAUCACGCCUCAGGGCCCGGCUUAG